Messenger RNA from Gryllus bimaculatus (two-spotted cricket), 5508 nucleotides. The record is from the annotation of a GenBank genome assembly. NCBI's taxonomy places the organism in Eukaryota, Metazoa, Arthropoda, Insecta, Orthoptera, Gryllidae.
GAGUGGUGUGGUACGGUGUGGUGGUGAAGUUUGUCCAGUGUUGAGACCAGAGACCGUCGUGUGUGUGUGAGUGAGUGUGUGUUUUGUGGGGGAGCGGGCUUCGUGCCGUCUUGCGUGCUUGUGCUAGGCGUGGUGCAGACCGGAUCGGAGGGAAGUGCCUCUGUGAGUGUGGGCCGAGUGGUCGUGCGAGAGUGCGUGAGUGCGAGUCGCUGUGGGAUGCAGCUGAGGUGACGUCGGUCGUCGUGCUUGUGUCGAACGACGUUGAGUAAUUUUUGCAAAAGUUACGACCGCGGUUGUGAUCCGUUUGCAAGACGAAAAAGCGCCCAACGCGGGCGAGAACAGUCGGGGUUGAAAGAAGACCAAACUACAGAAACGAACCCGAUGGAUCGACGGCUGUGGUGGGGCGGCGCCGCGACGCUGCUGGUGACGGUGUUUCUGGCACUUCUGGCAGCACCUGAAGCGAACGCUCAGAACCCCUGCCUGGGCAAACUCAACUGCUCCGACUGCAUUCGCACGCCCACAUGUUCCUGGUGCUCCAAAUCGGGACUGGAAGAUUCCAAGCGCUGUUUCCAGUCUAAUCGAAAGUUGGGCUGCCCCGAACGCCACAUCCACAACCCCAGCAUCCAGUACCGCAAGAUCCUCGCCCAGGAGCUGUCGCGGGGUCGCGUGGCGGGCGCAGCGGCCGGCGCGGCGGGGGCCGCUGGCGGCAAGGGCGGUGCUUCCGUCUCGACCUCGUCUUCCUCUUCUUCAUCUUCAUCGUCCUCGUGGUCUUCGUCGUCAUCGUCUUCUUCCUCUUCUCGAAGAAAAAUCGUGCAAAUCUACCCGCAGCGCGUGGGUCUUAAGUUACGCAUCAAUGAAGCAUAUCGUAUCAAAUUUGAAUAUGCACAAGCAGAAGAUUAUCCAGUUGACUUGUAUUAUUUGAUGGAUCUCUCUAAAUCUAUGGAAGAUGAUAAGGAUAAAUUGUCAACGCUUGGUGACCUCCUUGUUGCAAGCAUGCGAAAUGUAACAUCAAACUUUCGAUUAGGUUUUGGAUCUUUUGUGGACAAGAUUGUGAUGCCUUAUGUGUCCACGGUACCUAAAAACUUGGAAGAACCUUGCCCAGGCUGUGCCGCUCCUUAUGGCUUCCAGAAUGCCAUGCCUCUUAGUGAGGAUGCAGGUGAAUUUGCUGGCAAGGUGAAAAAUGCUGCUGUGUCAGGCAACUUGGAUGCUCCGGAGGGUGGCUUUGAUGCCAUUAUGCAAGCGAUUGUGUGUAGGGAUGAGAUUGGCUGGCGUAACCAAGCACGGCGUCUUCUUGUUUUCUCUACUGAUGCUGGAUUCCAUUAUGCUGGUGAUGGCAAGCUUGGUGGAAUUGUAAAGCCGAAUGAUGGUGAAUGCCAUUUGGAUGGGAGAGGUCUGUACACCCAUUCCACACUUCAAGACUAUCCUUCUAUCUCACAGAUAAAUCUGAAGGUGAAAGAGAAUUCAAUAAAUGUGAUUUUUGCUGUCACGGGAGAACAAAUAGGCAUUUAUGAACGACUUAAGGAUCAUGUGGAAGGAUCUUCUGCAGGAAAACUGUCCAAUGAUUCUUCCAAUGUUGUUGACCUCGUCCGUGAACAGUACGAGAAAAUUACAUCUUCUGUUGAAAUGCGUGAUAACGCAACAAGUUCAAUAGUUCGACUGCGUUACUUCACAAGUGGCAUUGAGGGCAAGGGCGAUAAUAUUAUGAGAGAAAAUCACACAUGUGAAGGCCUGAAAGUGGGCUCUAAAGUGAAUUUUGAGGUAGAAUUUCUAGCGAAACAGUGUCCUCGCAAUCGUGCUGACUGGAAACAGACAAUUCAGAUUUAUCCUGUAGGAAUUGAUGAAUCACUCAUUGUUGACUUGGAACUGCUGUGUGAUUGUCAAUGUGAGCGUGAGAACCAUUCAGAAUUUGAAAAGAAAUCAGAAUACUGCAAUAAGGCAGGUGACUUGGUAUGUGGUGUAUGCCAAUGUGAUGAGCAGCACUUUGGUCCAAGAUGUGAAUGUGACAGUCAUGGUGAAGGAAAAGAACUUGAUGGAGUUAAUCUAUGUCGCAAAGAUAACACAUCUUUAGUGGACUGUUCAGGUCGGGGUAGUUGUAUUUGUGGUCAAUGCCAUUGUGAUGCAAAAACAAAUCCUGAAGAGAAAGUAUGGGGUCGCUUCUGUGAAUGUGAUAAUUUCUCUUGCAACUAUGGUGGUGGGGAGAUUUGUUCAGGUUCAAGUCAUGGUGUUUGUGAUUGUGGAAAAUGCCUCUGUGAACCAGGAUGGAGUGGCGAUGCAUGUGAAUGCAGUACAGUAAACACUACUUGCAUUGGACCCAAGUCUACUGACAUAUGCAGUGGUCGUGGUGUGUGUAAAUGUGGCAAAUGUUUAUGUGAUUUGGCUAACGAUGAUGGUGAUGAACGGUACGGUGGAGAAUACUGUGAACGUGUUCCACUAACAGCUACUCACUGCUCAGAAUAUCAAGCUUGUGUGCAGUGCCAGAUGUAUCAGAAGGGUGAAUUCAAUGAAGAAGAAUGUGCUGCCAAUUGUACCGCUUUUGUUCCACUUCCUGUUGACUACGUUGAAGCCAAUGAAGAGGAGGGAGAAGUAAUGUGCAUCUAUUUUGAUGAUGAAGGAUGCCGUUACAAGUUUGUGUACCUGUAUAAUGGUACUGACGUUGUUAUUAGAGCUCAAGAAAAGUUGGAGUGUCCUCCAGUUGUGCAUUUCCUUGGUAUCAUCUUUCUUGUGGUUGGUGCCAUAGUGCUCAUUGGUCUGAUUCUUUUAUUGUUAUGGAAACUUCUUACAACAAUUCAUGAUCGAAGAGAAUUUGCAAAAUUUGAAAAGGAACGAAUGUUAGCAAAAUGGGACACUGGUGAAAAUCCCAUAUACAAACAAGCUACAUCAACCUUCAAAAAUCCUACUUAUGCUGGCAAGUGAACAAGAUGCAACAGUGAUAUUCAACAAAUUAUGUGAGGAUGCCCCUUCAAGAUCAGCAAAGUGUGUGAAUCAUUGAAGCAAACCGCAGCAAUGCAGCAAAUAAUUUUAGCAUUUGUUUGUGAAACUAGAGGUGCUAAUUAUUCACACAAGUAUUGUGAUGAAGUUCAUAUUGAUUUUAUUAUGUCUGAGAACUCGUCAAACAAUUUAAUACAUCAGAAAUAAAUCCAAGGUGUCAUAACUCGUGUGAAUUAUGACAGUUUCAUCAAACAAUUUUUCAGUUCAGGGAGAUAAAACCUAUUCAUUACUUUGAAGAAAAAACAAACUACUUACUCACUAUAAUAUCAUUUGUGCCAAGUGCCUUGUCAUAUGCACAUCACAGAGACAGUUGUGCUCUUUUAUGAAUAUCAAAAGAAAUGAGGAGUGACUAAGUUUUAGUUUAAUUUCUGUAGUUUACAGAGGUGUGAUAAACUAGUUUUUCAAAUAUCUAAUCAUGAAAGUGUGUUGUCCUAAAUUACAUGAUCAUUAAUUUAUUUUUCAUGUAAAUAUUUUAAAAUGAUUUUCAAGGUAUUAUGAGUGAUAAAAGGCGAAUAUUUACUUGUAUCAUAUUGUAUGACAAUCCAAACUGUCGUUGUAGAUUGUACUGCCAAACUUUCACUUUUUUUUAUUGUACAGUGUGAAAUUGAUGCCCUUUGCUAUGUGAUGAUAAUAUGUAAUUUAGUAGUUUAAAUUAACUAUUUCUUGUUUAUGUAAUACUUGCUGAAAAUUAAUUAUUUGAAAUAUCCCAAAUUCAAAACUCUUGACUUCACCCUGAAUUGGAUCAUACAAAGGUUUAGUAUUAUUGUGUGGAAAUCUUGUCAAAUCAAAUUCAGAUUUAUUGAAAAUCUGAAGGAAUUGAAUAAUUUUGAUUUGAUUUGAUUGUUGAUUUUGUUUUCAAUUCUUUCUUCUAUUUGAGUGUAUGUAGAACUGACUUAAUGUGAGAAUGUAUUUUUAACAUCAGUGUGAAAUACAUACAUGUUUAAUAUUUGUGUACAGUUCAAUCCUAAUGUUGAUUCAGGGGCAGUACAUUGUUGUGCUCUUUAAGUUUAGAAAUAUUUUUGCAAAAAGCUCUUAAAGAGAAACAGAACUAUUAUUGCUACAUUUAUUAAUUUUAGUAAUGUAUUUCUUCCUCAUACAUGUAAAAUAUGUGGUGUAACAGCAAAAUUUUAAUGUAAAAAUUAUAUUCUGAAUUAGAAAGUUGUGUAGUUGUGUAUGCUUGUGUGUAAAUGAUGUAUGUAAUGAGGAAUUUUUUUAACUGCAAAAAUCUCCUGAUAUGCUCGCUGUCACCAACUUGCAGACAAAUUUUGUUUCCCAGAUUUUAAAUUUGUACAUAAAUCAUGGUGACAGAGGACAUCAUAUCUUUUGUAACUUAUAACAAAUAUAAAGAUAAAGCAUUCUUACUUAUUUGUAUUAAGAAUUCAAUAGCAUUUGUACCAAUCAGUCAUAAGUCAUGACAUGGUGUCCAAUUUUCAAACUGUGUAAUAUUUAUUACAAUGUUAAAAUGAUGAGGCUGCAUUUUAAAAUUGCUGUAUUGUAGUACCUUUGAAACUUUUCAACAUUUCAUUUUUAAAAUGAAAAUUACUCUCUAAUCUGCUUUGUUUUAUAAGCUCCCAUUAAAUAAUGUUUUUAUACAAUUAUCUAUUUAUAAACUUUCUGCUUUUUUAAGAGACAUGGCCUCUAGGAAAUAAAUAUUAGACAUUUUUUGAUAAAAAAACAUUUAUAAUGAAAUGUCUUAUCUCAAGAGUUUGUAUUUUAAUUUAAAGACUACUAAUUUAUUCACCAAUUUGUAUGUAGAAAUGAGUUAUUUGUUGUGAAAAUUUGUGUAGCAAAUGGAUAUAUUUUAAAAUUUUUGUUCCACGUUGAGUUGUACAUUUGCAGUUUUACAAAAUUUUGUUUGGUCUUCAUUAUCAAAUUAAUCGUGGAAUUGUAAAAAUUAGUUUACGUGAACAAUUAAUUUUUAAAAAUUCUUCAUGCAAAUUAUCCAAGGAUUUUAUAACAGUUAAAUAAGUUCACAGUUCACCGUCUAAAUAAAUAAUUAAAUACACAGUUUGUGUCAAUAAUUUAUUUCAGUUCUUUUACCUGUUUCAUUGAAUUUCUUAAUAAUUGAUGACAAGUUUUUUAAAUUUAUAUUUUAUUUUUAAUAUUUAUUGUUAUUGAACGUUUUGAUCUUCUUGGAGGAAAAAGGAGAUCACCAUUAUCCCCCUCUCACUGUUUCCACCAUCUGAUCAAUCUCCAAAUCUGUAAUAACAAAAAUUAAAUUAUUAAUCUUCAGUGGUGGCAUAAAAAAAUGUGGAAAUUGAAUAAGGGUGGAAAAGAAGAAAUUCUGCUAUGACAAUUUAUUUCAUAUGUUAUGGUUGCACAUGCAUGUUUGUAAUGAAUUAGUCAAUAUUUUCCAAUAAUCUUUAAACAUCCAGUUGGCUAUUGGUAUGGUUUUUCCAUUUACUGUUCACCAAACCUUGGAAAUAACUGCUUUUUUAUGAAUAUAGAAUAUUUAACAAUUAUUAGAAAAUAUGAUGAAAAUUUUUACUUCUGUAAGUUCAUUACUUGCUGAAAUAUUAU